UCGGCCCGGGCGGUACCCACCUCCACCCUGCACCCCUUCUUCCCGCCCUGCGCCAUGAACACCAACGUCUGCGUGGAGCCCGGGCCGAGCCCGGAGGCGCCGGGCCUCCCCAAGGACAGCCACCUGCCCGAGGGGGCCCUCAACAGCCUUGUGGAUUACAACUCGGAGAUGGAGCGCUACCGCUCCUUCGCCAGCUCCUUCUACAAGACGGGCGGGGGCGCCUUCCCGCAGGCCGCCAAGAUUGCGCGCAUCACCACCCCCAUCUUCCCAGGCAGCGCCGCCGCCGCCGCGGCCGCCGCGCGCAUCGGCAUGUCCGGCGGCCGGACCCCCGUGCACCACCGGAACGACUCCCCGCGGCUGGGCAAGGCGGGCUGCGCGCCCGAGCCGGCGCUGCAGAUGGCGAACACGAACUUCCUCUCCGGCCUGUCCCCUGAGCACUGCAGGCCGCUGGCCGGCGAGUGCAUGAACAAGCUCAAGUGCGGCGCGGCCGAGGCCGAGAUCAUGAACCUGCCCGAGCGCGUGGGCACCUUCUCCGCCCUGCCGGCCCUGGGGGGCCUCUCGCUGCCCCCGGGCGUCAUCGUCAUGACGGCGCUCCCCUCCCCCGCCGCCGCCUCGGCCGCCGUCUCGGACAGCGCGUUCCAGAUCGCCAACCUGGCGGACUGCCCGCAGAGCCACUCGUCGUCGUCGUCGUCGUCGUCGGGGGGCGCCGGCGGGGCCAACCCCGCCAAGAAGAAGAGGAAGCGCUGCGGGGUCUGCGUGCCCUGCAAGAGGCUCAUCAACUGCGGCGUCUGCAGCAGCUGCAGGAACCGCAAAACGGGACACCAGAUCUGCAAAUUUAGGAAAUGCGAAGAGCUAAAGAAAAAACCCGGCACUUCGCUAGAGGUCAGAGGAGAUGAUUUCUUGUUUCCCAGUCUGCCCCCCUCCCUCCUCACCCCCCUCUCCCCUCCCCUCCAGGGCUUCUUGUCGGCCUUCAAGACGCAGUGCCCCUUCCUGCAGCCUCCCGCAGGGGGGAUGAAUUCUCUGGACGCCAUGCUUUCCAGCAGCCGGAAGGAGAGCGGGGCUGCAGGCUUCCCCUGGGCCUCGGGGAGCAGGCCGCUGUGUUGUGUCUACACCUGCAGGAGCAGUGAAGGCCGCCUUACACACUGCUGA
This is a messenger RNA of Ceratotherium simum simum (southern white rhinoceros), 1149 nucleotides long. The record is from RefSeq and is a predicted model, not a curated record. Lineage: Eukaryota; Metazoa; Chordata; Mammalia; Perissodactyla; Rhinocerotidae.